Messenger RNA from Planococcus citri (citrus mealybug), 2499 nucleotides. Its product is annotated as vitellogenin receptor-like. The record is from RefSeq and is a predicted model, not a curated record. Gene Ontology annotation, biological process: receptor-mediated endocytosis. The transcript has 11 exons. Gene Ontology annotation, cellular component: apical plasma membrane; signaling receptor complex; plasma membrane. Lineage: Eukaryota; Metazoa; Arthropoda; Insecta; Hemiptera; Pseudococcidae. Bases 205 to 2136 code for a protein of 643 amino acids. Gene Ontology annotation, molecular function: hormone binding; protein binding.
AUGAGCUACCGCAAUGAUUAGUAAAGACUGACUUGAAGACUGCGACGAUAGUUUAUCUCUUACUUGUUUCCGGAAAAGUGUGCAAUUUUUUUUCGUUCUUUAAAAAUUACUAAGUUUAAAUAUGUGCAGUUUUUUGAUAAGUGCCUAUGCUCAGAUCUGUAGCAAUUAGAUAAAUAUGUAGAAUACAUCACGAAUUCUUCUAAAAUGGCGAUCGUGAAAUUAGGUUGCAUAAUUUUAUUUUCCUUACUGACGAGGGUGUACGGCGCAAAUUUAGAGUACAGAACCUUUCGUUGUCGUAAUGGAACUUACAUCAGUGACAGAUUGGUUGGAGAUGGUAAAGUAGAUUGUGUUGCCGAUGGUACUGAUGAACGUUUUGUGUAUUGUGAUCGAUUCAGCGAUAGAGUAAAGGAAUGUCGUCGUGAAGAAGGGGAAUACAGUGAAUUCAAGUACAUUAAACAUUUUUGUAAAAGCUCGACCGGCCGAUGCAACACUAUUAAAGAGUGUACAGAUGGUACCGAUGAAAGCGAUUGUGGCGAUGAAAUUAAUACAGAAGAUUGCUCGUCGAAAAACGGAAAAUACUUAUGUGCUGAUGGAUUGAGAUGUUUGGAUCUGAAUUAUACCUGCGACGGUUUCUGUAAUUGUUUCGAUUGUUCUGAUGAAAAGUACGAGUGUAAACUAGAUGAACAUUUAAUUAAUAUCACCCAAGAAUCGUCUCACAAGGUUUGUUUCCAGACUUCAAAUGAAUCUGUCUGUUGUUCAGAGUAUAAUUCUACGUGUAAAGAAUGCGAUUUUAACAACAAAUGUGAUCAUAAAUGCGUCCAAUUCGCAAAUCAAACAGGAUGUUUCUGCGAUGAACAUUAUAUCGGAGUUCCUGGUACUCAGAAUUCUAAAUGUCAGCCGAGCAAUGUCGCGCUAAAAGAGAAACUGCUGUUAUUUUCAACAUCUCAUGAAAUCAAGGCAAUCAAACUUAGCACCAACGAUAAUUCUACUGUGAAAAUGAUAGAAAACCGAGACAAUUAUUACUUCACAGCUCUAACUGCAUUUCAAGAUUACGUGUAUUAUGCAACUCGGGAAGCCCAGCCAGCUCUUCGUGAAGUCGCAUACCCAUUUAAUGUUUCAGAUCAUGAAAACAAAACCGCUACACUUAUUGGUUACACAAAUCAUCCCGCAAAUACUACAACGAUUUUCAAAACUUCGAUAAAUUCCGAAGAAACACACGAACUCAUCAAAUUUCAUUUUGAUGAUGUUGAAGUCACAUCUCUUGCGGUUGAUUGGGUCACUAAUAACAUAUAUUUGACAACGGAACUAUUUUUAUCAGUUUACUCGCAAGAUGGUUCUAUUUACAAAGAUCUGAAGCAUGGCAAUACAACGUGUAUCAAUUUAGCUCCAGCAUUUGGGUUAAUGUUUUGGGCUCAGAUAGAACGUAUUGAACGUAUUGAACGGAAUCUUACAUCAGAGUACAUGAAUCACUCUUUAGUAAAAUCUUCAAUGGAUGGAUCUGAUGAGACAAUUUUGAUUACUUCCGAUUCAUCAGUUGAGGUGGUGACCGUUGAUGAAUCAUCUGGCAGAGUGUAUUGGUAUUGUUCGUCUAGCAGAAAAGUACAGUCUGUGAAUUUUGAUGGCGGAGACAGACGGUCGAGAUCGUUGGAUUCACCUAUUUAUGGUCCCAGCGUUUAUUUUGAAAGAGAAAUAUUCUUCAUUCAGCUUGGCAAUAAAAUUGUGAGCGUGCACAAAGAUACUAAAGCAGUAACACUACGUUUUCCAGUCCUUAAAGAAGUCUUAUACAAUAACCGAUUCGAUAAUACAUCAGAUAAUUUACGUCUCUUAUACAUGUACAAUCCAAAACUACAACGUGUAAACAUUCAAAAUCCAUGCCCAGAAUCGUGUACUGGAUUGUGCUUGACGCGUCCAUCUUUAUCCGAAAAUGUCUUGAAUUAUACCUGUUGGUACGAUGAAUCGAAAGAAGUCUUGUCAUUACUUGCUAAUUCCGAUGAUGGAUGGUUUUCUACUUCCUGGAUAUUAAUUAUUUCAGCUAUUGUAUUCAUUAUUGCCCUUAUAGUUGGUAUCUUAGUUUACUUUAGAAUUCGUAAACGAAAUUCUUCUCAAAGCGAUCGACUGACAGACGACACUGGCUAAAUGAAUUUCAUAUGGCAGAAAACUAACGAAUUCAGUCAUCGAUUUUUACUCAUGUGCUAAUUAAACUUCGAUAAUAAUAUAGGCUAAAUGAUCGAGGGUUAACUGCUUACCGUACUUUGUACCUAUCAGAAUAUUUACCUACUUCGUUUCCAAAAACAUUGUUUGUUAAGUACCUAAUACAUAUAAAUAGGUAUUGUUGAAUUAUAAUAAUUGCACAUUUUUUUUUUGUUUACUAUUCAGAAUCAUACAAAUAAGGUUCAAAAGUUUGAAAAAAGACAUUAAAUUUAUCAUCCUGGUACCGCUACCAAGUUAUAUUAUUUGUAAGGAAUAAUAUCGUUAGAAAAUAUAUAGGUAGUCAGCAAC